UAAUUAUUCAGGGCUUAAACUCUACCAAAUUAUUAAAUGUGCACAUCAAUGCUAUCUAUUGCCGAAGCGUCAGUGCUGUUGUCCGUGCAUGCUGAGCAGCGUCUACGGCAGCGAGGCUCCGGGAUUGUCGAGGGCGCGUGCCGCCGCGGUGCCGGCUCGGUGCCGCCGCUGUCCGCCGCCGAGCGAGUCGAGUGCGGCGAGUGCGAGUGCGGCGAGGCGCCGCGGCGUGUGCACAAACGGCUGCAUCACGAGGGCCCGCGAGGGGCGCCGCUCUAGCCGUCUUUUUUCAUUUUGCGUGCGUCUUUUUUUGGCAGCGCGCGUUAACCUUGGAUUUUUUCAUAGCGAAGCGCUGCACGUACGCGCGCAAGUUUCGGAUAGUCGUAGAGCGUCCCCCACUCGGCGCGUCCGAAUUUUCUGCAUUCGGGCGGCGUUAAGAGUUUUCGGCGGUCGCAUUCGCGAGCGAGGCUCCCCGCGGCUAGGAGCGACCCGCGCACCGGCACACACGGCUAGUGCGAGCGAACCGGCGGCGCGAGCGCAAACGCGCGCUGCAACAUGCGGAAGUGACCACGCCACCGACCACCGUGCAGACUGUGUGUGACUCGAGUGUUGUGAACCACGAACACGGACAGUGGACUACAAGUGUGCAAACUAUGACUUGUGCGUAGCUCGCCCGAGCUCUGAUGCUUUACUGUUGACGUUUACCAGGACUGUUGGAAUUUGCGACAUGGAAUCGAGGGCAGGUAUACGAGGCGGCCCGGGCAUGGACUCGCAGCAGCAGCAAUACUGCCUCAAAUGGAACAGCUUCGGCUCCAACCUGGCCAAUUCGUUCGCGAACCUGUGGAACUCAGAGAGCCUCGCCGACGUCACUCUUUAUUGCGAAGGUCGUCAGUUUAAAGCACACAAGGUGAUCCUGGCAGCAUGCAGCAAGCACUUUCAAGAGUUGUUCGACACAGCGCCGCCGAGCCACGCCGGCGCGUGCUAUGUGUUCCUCGAGGCCACCACGGCGGACAAUAUGCAGGCGCUCCUCGAGUUCAUGUACAAAGGCGAGGUGCACGUCAGCCAGGAUGCUCUCUCCAGCUUCCUGAAGAGUGGGGAGAAUUUGCAGGUCAAAGGUUUGUCGAUGGAGAUGUCACAGGAUGCGUGGGUGAAGCAACAGACACAGCAGGCGUCGACUGAGCGUCACCAGGCGCGCAUUAAGACGAGCCCGGUGUCAGGAUCUGGUAACUGUGAGGUGCAAGAGUCCGCUCCGCAACAGACGCACACGGCGACAUUUGCCCCGAUCAUGCCGCAGUACGGACUGCCCAUACAUAGUGGCUCGGGCAGCAUGGGUCGGUAUGCCCCACCAGCUCAUCAUAUGCCGCUGCACGCCUCUUCCCAUCGCAGGCCAGCUCCGCCGAAACCAUCCGCAUCCCCAAGCCCCCACGCACGGAAUUACAGGCAAAGCUCAUCAUCGUCCCACUGCGGCAGCGUGGCCGAUGAGCCAGACACCCGCUCGUCGCCAGGUGCCGGCGCGCGGUACGAGGAGAACAACCCACCAGACUGCACCACAACCCUCGGCAACCCGAUAAAGAACAACGGCUAUGAACGCUGCGCCUCGGCCAACGAUGAAAUGAUGGAACGCUUAUCCAACGAUCAGGGUGCUGAAGAUUUACGAGUGAAGAACGAAAAUGAGUACCAUCCCAGUGGCUAUAAUAACUCGCCGCCACCACCGCCGGCUAUCACCGGCACUAACUACCACGACAAGCCGCUGGAGACGUCGCCGGUGCCGCCCAAGCCGAGCCCCGACAUCUGGCCAGCCAAGCUGAUCACCAGCAAGUCUGGAGGGAUCGCUACUGCUGACGGAAAAAAGCUGAAAUGUCCAUACUGCGAGAGACUAUACGGGUACGAGACGAACUUGCGCGCGCACAUCCGCCAGCGGCAUCAGGGAAUCCGCGUGCCGUGCCCCUACUGCUCGCGCACGUUCACGCGCAACAACACCGUGCGCCGCCACAUCGCCCGCGAGCACCGCCAUCAGGUCACCCCACAACUCCCCCAAGGCACCGUCCCCAACCACACGCAGUAAGACCUCGUCCUACGCACCUUUUGUUCUCUAUUCUAUUCAACCGAACUACCUCUGCUUUCGGCGGGCGUCGGCGGACGUCGGCUCUGCGGAUGUCUCCCUCUCGCAGGUUUCUACUCGUAAACUUUCUUCGGCGUCUCCGAGGUAAACGCGGGCGUCGUCUCGCCGCAGCCGUGCAACAUGCAUACAAUAAAUUACCUCGUUGAUGCAUAUUAUGUAAUCAGUAUCUACCUCAAAAGUUGAUCUUAAGAUUUUUUAAGGUUAUGAAAAUUGUGCGAUAAUUGUUACUUAAUUUAAUAUACAUGUGUGACUACGAAUGGUUGCUCAGUACUGGUCUCUGUCUGGUACCAUGUUUGAAAAAUGUUGUACCUCGUUAUUGCACCUUCAUCGCUUGAACGUACCUUGAUUUUUUGCAAACUUCGAUAUGUCCAGUGACAGUGGGAUAGAGUUACCUUUGUAGACGUUUAAUUUUGUGCUCUCGGUCGAUAUGACAUAGCUUAUAUAAAAUUAUCUGAGCUAGGAAAUCUUAGAAAUGAUGUUGAGACUGAUGGUCAUAGGCUAAGUGUAUGUAAAUAAUAGGAGAAUGUUGUAAAUCGCCUUGGCCUAGGUUGAAACAAGACAUACGGCGCACUGUGGCAAAACUACCUCUGUUUAUUUUAAUAUAAUUUAUUUUGUAGCAUUUCUGCACACGUACGUGUACAUACUCGUAAUGACAAUAGUCUAAAGUGACAUACUACAGUUUUAAGUUACAUAUUCGAACAUAUCUGUGAUACAAUACCGAACAAUUGGGCUGAGUUUAGAUUAUCUAUCAUUUUGCCACAAUGUCGAUGAAGGAGAAUGUGCGAGAAUAUACGAAUGUAGAGUUUCACCAGUUUUUUACUGUACAGUGAAUAAUGAACGGUUUUACUUUUGUACAAAGUACAAUUUGCCGUAGAUACAUAAGUAGUUAGGGAAAAAGUGUUAUAAAAAUGUUUGCAUGUAAGGUUCGAUGCAUGAAUGCGUUUAACAAAUCCAUUUCAAUCGUUCGCAAGUCGCAACAGGCUCGCCUGGUCGGGUGUUAUUAUUGAGACCAAAUGAUUAUAUGUUACAUGGGAUGGUGUCGAUUUUAACAUUCCGUUUUGUUCUUCGUAGUGCAUUUAGAUGAAGGCCACUUACUACUUCUAUAUUCCUAGUCAUUUCAAGUGCAACCAGUUGAGAUUUAUAAAUGAAAAAAUAAUUAUUUAAAUGAUAAAUGAUGGCCUACCCGCGGUGUGAUGUAUUAUAUAUUGUUGAUUAGACGUCGCGGGCCGGCCGGUGAGUGUAAUACAUGAAAUAUGACAUAUUUCAGCUGCAAUAAAUGGUCUUAGGUUACAUAAAGCAGACAGUGCCAAAUAUCCUCAAUUUUAAGUUCACAUUUGUAUUAUUUAUUUUUAUUUCUUGUUAAGUGUGAAUGUAAUGACUGUGCGUUGUAUUCCUGAUAUUUAGGAAUAAGUUGCAUUCAUAUUUAUUAUUAUAUUUAUAUUUUAGGAUACACUUAUUGGAUAUAUUUAUGGAAGUUAAUCAAGGCUCAGUGACUUUUAUUUAGUUUCAGUUUAUACAACAAUUAAAAGACAGCGUAUAAGUUACCUUUGUUUUAUGAUUAUUCGUUUUUUGAUAAUCAAAAAUGGAAUUCGAUUCGCAUAUUGAAAAUAGGGGUUAACUUCAUAAUACUUAUGACUUAUUUUAUUACAUUUAUGUAUGCUAUUAAUAUUAUGUGUUUUAUAACUACCAACUAGAUGCAAGUUGUGCAUCGCCAAAGUGAUUUUAUUUUACGUGACAAAUUUGCUUUAAGGUGAUAAUGAAAGUAAAUAUUGUUAUUUUUUAUGCAGAAUUAAAUCGAAUGCCAUUUAUUAAUGAAACCUAAUAGUAUAUUUAGUUUAAUAUGCAUUUCUUUUUAAUUUUAAAGAAGUUACUCGAAUUUAAACUGUAAAGUACUGACCAUAUCAUUUAUUUUUACAUAACAGUAUCAAGGUACAGGGUGUGUGCAAAUUAAAACCCAAUAUUUAAUAUACGAAUUGGAUUCCAUAUAUUCGACAGUAUCAAUAGACCUAAUAGAAGCUAGUUACAGUGAAUAGAGAAUUAUAUUUUAUAUUACGUAACAGGCUAUUUUGAAAUAUUAUUUUCUACAAAUGAUAUUUUAAUGAAAUAAUCUCUUACGCAUUCUCAUGUUUUAAUGUAAAUCUGUAUUGAUUUCAAAGCAACGCUCAUGGGAUGGUAGUUCUUAGUGUCAAGAGUUCACAGGCUUACAUUAUUUUGCUUGAAAAGGGAAAUAUUUGGGAUUGUUAGACAUUUAAUGUCAAAUUCGGCAGUGGGUGGUACAGGAUUAUGAAAUUUGGCUUAGUUCUUUGUAAAUGUAUGUUACGGUAUAUGAUAGUUAAUUAUCGCACAGAAAAUCUUUGUUUUUUUGUCUGUGACCUCAAGGAUUUGGUUGGGUGUUCGUGCGUUUGGUAUAGUGUGUCGAGACACUGUCAUCUUGUGUCGAGGGGGCUUUAGAGAAGGCCGGGGGACGUAUCUAUGCGGAUUUACCGCGCAAUGCCUUCGUUUGGUUCAAGAAACGUCGCUUCGGGAGUGAACUUUUCAACAUCGACAGUUUUCGUCAAUUUACGAUUUAUUUUUCUUUAUUGUAAAAAAAUUUAAAAUUUACUUUUAUUGUCAUUCUUUCGGUAAGUGUAUUGUUAAGAAAAUGUUUUGCUAUUUCGAUUAUUUCAAAUUGUUAUCAUAACGUUUAUUAUACGAGAGGUAAUUGUUCUAUUUUGGUUUGUUCUCUUAUGAAUUCAAAAUUCAUAGUUGUGAUUUCUUUUGACAUUUAAUGUUUUUUGUGAUACGUUAAAGAGAAUUGCAUUAAUGCAUCACGUUUUUUUUUAGCUUCGUAAUUCAUUUCCUUCGUUUUAGAUCGAUGGUAUAAGUGUUAACAAACGAAUGUAAUGUCAACUGGCAUUAAAGUUGACGAAAUCAAUAAUUAGAUUUGCAUCUUUCGAAAUUUUUAAAGGUACAAAUUUUAGAUUACAUUAAAGUGUGUGUAUUUUUAUUCCACAAUAUUUUUGUGCAUUUGUAAACAAUUAUUUCAGGUGAUUGUACAAAAUUAAUGAAAUAAUUCUAUGUAUUUCGGAUUAUCGGAUAACACCACUACAUUAAGUUGGCGCAUUAUUAAAAAUAAUUAACGGACGAUUAUAAGUGGUCCCUAAUAGUAAUUGUAAUGUAUUUGAUGUGAUAGGGUCUCACAUAUUUUAGUCAAUGUAUCGCAAUCCCCUUAUCAUGGACUUGGGCCGGUCCCCCUAUAUAAUGUGGCUGUUAUUAUUAGUCGGAGUUGGCUUGUGAGAGUUAACCGCGUGGGUCUCAUAGACCGGCUACGGCCAACGUUUGCGAGACACACGCGGCACAGUAAUCUGAAUUGGAUCCAAUGUUUCACCAAUGCGAAACUAUUAUGUUGCUCUUUAUGACCUCAUUUACAAUUAUAAAUUAGUUUUUGCUUAAUGGAUAUCGCAUUUAAAUGCAUUUUGGUUCCGUUUCUGGUUUCAUAGAUAAGUGUAUGUUGUAAGUUUUUUUUUCUUAUUUGUAAAUAAUGUCGCGAGAUGUCGUGAUGGUAAAGCCAAAGAUUGUUACGGGUAUGGUGACCCUCUGCCGUCACACGGGCCUUGUUUGGAUAUUACUUUCGAACGUCCGCGCCUUCGGGACGCGUUUGAAUAUAUUUGAACGUAGCCUCCGACAUGGCCCUUUUAGUUUUAGCAUAAGAGUAUCUACCUCGAGGAAUAUAAUUUAGUCUUAUGUAAGCCAUUAAGUAGAUUUUUUAUAUGAAGAAAAAAAUUAUAAACUCUAGCGUGUAAGCGUAUCGUGAAAAAUAAAAAAAAAAUGUUAAUAAUAAUUUAAUAAAAAUUAAAGUACAAAUAUGCUACCUCAGGAUUCAAUUUUAGUGACUCGAAAUUUUAUAACUGUCUCGGAGAUGUAUUUUGGAUGGGAAUGGAAAUUAUAUGUGACAGAUAUUUUUACAAAGCUCUUGUUGGUUCUAGAUAAGAUAUGUAAAUAAAGCUGGAUGUUAACUGUAAAGCACGUAAUCUGAAUCUCUGCAAGGUAGGCUGCGGACGAAUAACUCUGUUGUAUGCUCAAAUGAUGUUUACAUCGACGUGUCACUAGGGUUCGUUGUAAUCGAGCUGAGUUGAUGGUGUAGCUUAAGUGUUAUUUAGGCUAGUUCGUAAUCUCAUUCACGUACCUCCUACCAGAGCGGCGGGACCGGCCACAACCACGCAGUAAUCUAAUUGUACCUUCCUUCACUCUCCGGAGUAUAAAACACUUUUUUUUUUAUUAUUUCUAUUAUUACUUUUUCCCCAGUUAAUUUUUUUUGUGUUGCAUAGAUGUUACUAUGUUUUAAGAUGAUGAAAAAAAUUGAAGAAUUAUUGUUUGUUAGGUUUCUGCGAAUUAAAAAAAAUGUCACAAAAUUAUUUUUUUUGUUUAUUUUUCGUUUUCCAUAUUUUUUUUUCCUUUUUUACGUUUCAUUGACAAGUUUACACCCGUCCAUCGUGUUUAAUGUUUAUUGUAAUACUUAAGUACAUUAUUUAAGAUUGACAUUUAAGUAUCAUACACAUAAAUAAAUGCACCUUACUGGGCAGCAACGUUUAAGAAUAAUCAAUGGAUGUUUUUAUAUUUUAAGGAUGCACUAAUAUUUAAUCGAUCUCAUUAAUGGAGGUCUCUACGAAUUUGAUAAUGAAAAAAAAAUGUUUUCUCGCAUUUAAUGUUAGUUAUGCUCACUCCAUCACUUGAUAAAGGAACUCGGGCUGAAGGGACGCGAUGACAACCUAAUGGUUGAAGGUAAAGCGUAUAUUGGAUUCGAUCAUUUCACUUUUCAUGUUAAUACUGGCUCUAUUCGUAUUUUCGAUGUUUCGAAUACAUUAUGUGACGUGGUAGUCACUGACGGCUAUACACGUCUCACGUGUUUAUAAAACGUCUUAUGACGUUCAAUGAGUCUCGAUGUCGGUUAGUCUACGUUCUCUGUGUCAUCUUUGUGUAAUUGUAUGGAGGAUUAUUAAAUAUUAUUAAUAUAAAUUAUUCGAAAAAUAAAUUAACGCAACGAGCACUCUCUCAUAAAGAACUAAAGUACAAAUAACUGAAGUCUUAACGAGUUACUGCCAGUACAAAUUAAUUAAAGGAGAGAAAAAAUAUAUGGUAUCAUUUUUUUAUGUGAGUGUUGCCAAAAUUGUAUUUUUUGGGGCAUCGGUGGAUAUAUUUUAACGUAGUUUACUGGGAAUGUACAAAUGUAAAGAUCUGUGGGACACGGCAGCCCACUAAACAUUGGGCUACUUUUGUGAGCAUCCAAUUAAUUUUCUUAUAUAAUAUCAAUUGUUUUACAUUACUUUCAAGUGAAAGCGAGGGUAUGAAAAAUGGUCUACAUCUUAGUAAGUGGUCGAAUAGGAAGAUAGAAUGGUGACUUAUAUUUAAACCAGGAUGGUUAUAAAACUAAGUACGUAGGAUUUUGUACGUAGCAAGGUAAUGCUUAAUGGGAAAAAAAAUUCGCUCGUCGGGUCUAUGUCUGUAAAGGAAAA
Messenger RNA from Manduca sexta (tobacco hornworm), 7611 nucleotides. RefSeq names its product zinc finger protein chinmo (gene chinmo). The record is from RefSeq and is a predicted model, not a curated record. The coding region runs from base 725 to 2062 and encodes 445 amino acids. The transcript has 7 exons. Gene Ontology annotation, molecular function: protein binding. Gene Ontology annotation, biological process: regulation of transcription by RNA polymerase II. Lineage: Eukaryota; Metazoa; Arthropoda; Insecta; Lepidoptera; Sphingidae. Gene Ontology annotation, cellular component: nucleus.